AAGCGAGAGUUGCAACUCUCAUCAACUCUCAUCCUCGUUUGACCUGAUUAAAUUAUCCCGAACAUGAGAUUGUCAGCAGAUAUGGUUUUCAUACCUUGUUUGCAAUGUAUUGCAGAGUGAUAAAGAUUGUUUAGUCGUCCUUGAUGAUGUUUGGAGUGUUGACGACGUUGCUGUGUUUGAUCACCUAUCUGGGAAAUGCCAAUUAUUAAUAACUACUAGAGAUGCUCACGUUGUCAACGGCUUAGAAGGUUCUGCGUACGAACUAGAAACUAUGGCAACGGAUCAAUCCCGAGCGCUCUUGUAUCAAAGUGCCCGGGUCGAAUCAGACGAACUGUCUACGUUUAGUCCAGAAAUGCACCAGAUUGUUGAAGAAUUGUUAAACCAGUGCCGAGGACUACCGCUGGCUCUGUCGCUAGUAGGCUCAAAUUUAAUCGACACUCGCUUACAACAAGACUGGCAAGAUGUAUUGGGGUACUUUCAAAAGGCUGGCUUGGAACAAUUACACUCACAGUUUCCCACUGUGACGUAUCCUUACGAUAACAUCUUAGCAGCCAUUGAUGCUAGCUUUCAACGUUUGAGGAAAAGUGAACGAGAGAAAUUCCUUGAUUUUGGUAUAUUUCCAGAAGAUAUAAAUAUAGCGACAGAUAUCCUCGAGCUGUUUUGGUCUUCGAAAGAAGUAGGGAGAACAUCGUGCAGCCCUCAAGAAGGGAGAUGUAUACUUAAGGCACUUGAGAGGAAAUCAUUGAUUCAAAAAGGUACAUGGGGGUGGGGAUACAUAACGAAAUGGCAAGUGUAUUCUUUAAAUGGCCCCUGUAUAUAUGAAAUGCGGGAUGAGAUGUUUUCCAGGGUGCGAUGUUGAUUGGGAUUGGGCAUGUGUAUAGUUCCCUCAUAUUUAUUGCAUUCUGUUUACAUGGAAGCGAGACGCUUUUCGUUCCGUCCCGGCAAGGUGAAAUCCCGGUUUAACAAUCGGGAUCCUGCUUGGGACGGGACGUUUUCACCAUAAAAAUGCUCCAUUCCGCAACCGGGAAAAUGUUAAUUUCUAUAUAGUGACAUUUAUUGCAGGUUUUCGGCCACUGAGUUUCCUGGUUCGUGUUUUUCGUCAGUAUAAGGUAAAAUACGUGUACCCUGUAUCACGUAAAUUGUGAAAGCAUAAUGUUUUAUUAACAUUUCAAGACUGCUUUUGAAGGUUAUCACCGAUUGAUUAAAACUAAAUUCAAACUUUUAGUUAAAAUUUCACAUUCACUCGAGAAAUUAUUUGUGACUCGGUAAGGUAGAUUUAACAUUUUCCAAAUAAACCAAAUGCUAGUUUAUUUCAGGUUUGCGGUUUUCAUUAGGACAAAAAUACUGUAUUUUUAGUAGCGUACUUUCCAAAUUUAGAACUGCAUUUUCAAUAACCAUUGUCCCGAUUAAUACAAGUGACGAUCUGUCCAUCUGACGGGUCACACAUUGUUUAGUAGACCAGACCAAUGGACCAGACCAAGUAGCCAAAAUAACGUGAUCUAUACUGGAAAUGGUUUUCGGAAUAAAUGGGACUAUUUGAAAUAAUUUUCGAAAUAAAUAGUUGCUGCCAAGCAGACUUUUCUUGGCACUGACAACGUUUCUCCCAAUCUUGUACCCAGAGAAAUCAUCGUUGACUCUGGGCACCAGAUUGCGUUUCUCCAGAGUUCACUAGGCCCAGUCUUUCGCGCGAUCUAUAUAUUGCUUAUUGCAUCUACUAUUUCUAUGAUAUAUUAUCGCAAUGUUGAUUUUGCGUCCAUUAGCUAGAUACCCGUAUGUUUGUUCCAAUUAGCGAACGUUAUAGACGGACGCGCAAAUGUUGGGAACUUGCAAUUAGCAAAUUCAAUUAGCAGACGUAUAAUAAACCGAAAAAUAGACGGAAAUUGUACGCUCGCAUUAUCUGACUAUCUGACUUAUUUGGAAUAUAUUGUCAUGGAAUAUAUUGACACUACAUGUAAAAUGUAUUUGUUUGUUUUUGUUUGCAGAUUCCAGUGAAAAGCAGCGCCCCUUCAUGAUGUUUUCGGCAUUUUAAACAGCACGAAAUAGUCCAAUUUGUCCCCAGGCUUUUUCCCAUCCAUCUUUUGAGAGCGUCGAGUUUGAAGCAGUACUUUUAAUUCCUUGCGAUAGUAACUUUUUGUUUAAUACAGUGUUUACACACCGUUGUGUAUAAAAACUUGUCAAGAUGAUCUUCACGCAUCACAGAAGCCUAUCUGAGUGGAAUAAAUAAGUAGAUAGUUCAUCUUCACUGAUGAUUUGUCUGUUUUUUGCAUUUAUACGCAGAUAAAUUAUCAUGCGAACUAUCUCUUUUUUGUCCAAGUAUAUCCAGUGCCCGGUUGUACAAAGACCGCAUAGCGCUAUCCACCGGAUAGUGAUUCUUCAACCUUCGUAAACGUGCAUAAAAAGCUGUGAAGCUACAGAUAUAGACCUCACAAUAAUUAUAAAAACUCUUUUAAUGAAUAAUUACUGAACUUUAUUUAAUCUUGAUUAUACUAUUGAACAGACACUUUUAGAAAAUUUGAAACAAUAACUAUCCGUUAAAUAACGCUAUCCGGCCUUUGUACAACCGACCCCAAACUGAUAGUCCACCUCUAAUACAAAUGGGGUUACUAACAUGAACGCUCCCCGUCGACCUUUUUCAGGACCUGAACUCCAAGGGAAGACAAGCUACCGUGUCCAUGAUCUACUCUUAGAAUUUGCUCGGCAGAAACUUCAAGCCACUGGCACACUAACUGAUGUCCAGCGCGUGUUCGUGAAAAUACUUCGUGGCCAAUGCGUGAAUGGUGAAUGGACUACUACUUCAAGUCUCUCCCAAAGAGACUAUUAUUUCAAGUACCUACCCUAUCACAUAUUCUCCUCCGAACAACAUAGUGAAUUAAUUCAACUAUUGUUCGACUUUCACUGGCUCGAACAAAAAGUGAAACACACGAAUGUUCCCUCCCUAAUAUCAGAUUUUCGUUUUCUGGAUACGCCCUUGCAGCACGAAAUCAAACUUCUCAAAAAGUCGUUAAUGUUAUCUGCCGACGCCAUCGAGAAAAACCUGAGUUCCAUUGGUCCGCAAUUGCUAGGUAAUAAAAAUAAUGUAGCUUUCUUUGGCUUACCUUUCUUUCGCUUACCUUCAAACACUCAUAAAUAAUUCAUAACGUUAUUGGAAAAUCAUGUCAACCAUAAUAUGUCAUGUGCAGUGGCUUUAAACCUGAUAAAACACUCCUAAUUAGUAUUCUUUAUAUAAAGAAACUAAUAAGGCAGUAUGUAUUGUAGUUGUGUCCUCAUUAGUAUUCUUUAUAUAAAGAAUACUAAUAAUUUGGAAUUCCUUAAAACCAGAACUUGGGGCCUACGAAACAACGAAAGACUUCAAACAUAUUUUAAAACAGAGACUUGUAGAAACAUUUAAAUUUAGGACCAAUCUUAACACAUUUUGAUGUAAAUAGCAUAUAUAUUUGUGUAAUACCAGUGUGUGUGUGUGUGUGUGUGUGUGUUGUGUGUUGUUAUGUGUGUGUCUCUAUUAUUAUGGUGUAUAAAAAAUUAGAUCAAUUAUGUAAAAUUUAGCUGAAAAGCCUUUUAAGGGAUGUGAAAUUAAAAUACAAUAACAAUAACAAUAACAAGGCAGUAUAUCUAUUGCAUUUGUAGUCGUGUUUGCAGCCGUUUAAUAAACUCGCAGGUCGUGUUUUAUUAGGUCUAAUAGCUAAAGGUCGCUAAAGCCUAAAACACUCCUGCUCGUUUAUUAAACAGUACUUAAUAGUUUUUGUUUGUGGAAACACCACGUAAAUUUAUUACUGCAAAGCUUUCGAUCCGUAAGCCCGGAUCUUCAUCAGUGAUAAUAAUAUGUCAUAAUAUACAUAUUAUUAGUACUGAUGAAGAUCCGGGCUUACGGAUCGAAAGCUUUGCAGUAAUAAAUUUACGUGGUGUUUCCACAAACAAAAACAAUUAUAUUUUAUCGCCAUGCAAACAUUCAAAGAACUUAGUACUUAAUAGGUUAACUUAUAUAGUUCUAUCAGUUUUAAACUGCCUGUGUACAGUCAGAGUUAUUUCUUAAUAAAUGGUGCAGUUUUACUGCAGCAGGAAAUAGAACUUUGCUUAUAUUGAAUAGCUCUGCCAGUUUUAAACUGUUCUUCCUGGAGGCGUAUGUAGUCAGGGCCACUCCUUAUUGGUGCAGUGUACUGCACGAGGAAACCUAAACUAAUCUAACUUUACGUAUUCUGGGUAGCUCUAUAAUCGACGACCGGCCAACACUCUGAAAGGUGCACUCUGAUGGGAUUUUUUGUUACAAGCUGUCAACUAGCAUUUUCUUAUAGCUUACCCAUCGGUUAACAAGACUAUAUAUGUUGGCACCUCUGAUUUUGGCUUAUAUAGUUGAAAAUUUCAGAAUUUUAAAAUGUUGCUUAAUAAAGUACUAUGUUGACAAAAAUACAAAAUUUCAAAUUCACUUUUCACAAAGAUAAUCCAUACCAUUAGAACGAUCGAGGAGAAAUAUAUAUAAGACAUUUUUAGCAAGUAUUCAAGCCGGUUUUGAGUUAAAGGGGCAUAAAGUUGGAAAAAUAAUAACUAUCGGGGUCAAUUGGCGCAUUUUCUGCAACUGAUUGGCUACACAAAUCAUACUACUCGCUUAAAUGUCUUAUAUAUACUUUCUUGCAAACCUUCUAAUGGUAUAGUUUAUAUUUGUUAAAAGUGAAGAUGUAAUUUUGUAUUUUUUUCAUCGAUAGUGCUUUUUAUAAAAAAAUUUUCAAAUUCUCAAAUUUCUCAUCUAUAAAGGCCAAAUCAGAGUUGCCAAUAUAUAUAGUCUUGUUCGUUAAUACAUAUACUUUCUGAAAAUGUCAGUUGGCAGCGUGUAACAGAAAAUGCCAUAAAACAAAUUUUGGCCGGCCGUCUGUAAGUUCGUAAGGGUCAAUCCAUUGUUUCUAGAAGUGGAACCAAAGUUCCCAGAGAAAACGUGAGAACUAUAUAUUUGCAUAUUCGAUCAAAGAGUAUUUAUAAUCAGACAUCUGCACACUGCAGGAAUCGAAGCCGAGGCAUUAACCACUGUGCCACCAAUACCUAUUUUUUUAAAUUUAUGUAAUUUUUUCAAGAGCGUAAAUCUUCUGCACUAGUAUUAUAAAUAGUAUUAUAUACACAAUGCUGAAACUGUUGUAUAUUUGUGUUCUAGGUAGGUUGCUAUCGUAUGCCAGUGACGAAUGCCCGAGCGUGAAGAAGCUGUUAGAGGACGUCCGUGAAACAAGCCGGAAGACUUUCCAUAUUUUACCAUUAUUUUCCUGCCUCAAACUUGAAGGGGCAGAGAUAUUUAAAAAGAACGUUGGUUCUGAAGUAUGUUCAUUAGCAACGUCCAAUAGUUCAACUGGCACUAUUGUCAUUUCUGGUUUGGUUAACGGUUCGAUCCACAUCCAUGAACUAGAGACAGGUAUGUAGCUGUAUGGUAAAGAUAAAACAGAAAGCAAAGUUUGGGAGUUUUAACCAUCUUUCCUUACAGCUGGGUCCUGAAUAGCGAAGGACACAGCUCAAGGAACUAGCGAAGGACACAGCUCGCUGGUAGGAAACAGCGAGUAGUCAUUGAUGGAGAAUGUUCUAAUUGGC
Messenger RNA from Paramuricea clavata, 5562 nucleotides. NCBI's taxonomy places the organism in Eukaryota, Metazoa, Cnidaria, Anthozoa, Malacalcyonacea, Plexauridae. The record is from the annotation of a GenBank genome assembly.